GAUGCGCAUGCGCACGAUCCUGCUCGACACCACCAUCUGACAGACGGUUUUAUUUGGAAAAUUAGCCGUGUAAACAUCAAUAUUGUGACAUGAUUCCGAUUAAAAUGUCUCACAAAGUCAACACUACACCUUCCUGAGAUCUAAUGAUGAUAGAAGACGUGUUUUAAUCAGCAGCAGGGUCGAUGGAGAGACUUUAACGUCAGAUUGAACCCCUGAGGUGAAACUGACUAGAUGAAUCAUGCCUGGAAAAUUAAAGGCGAAGAUUGUUGCGGGACGGCAUCUGCCCGUCAUGGACCGUGCAAGCGACCUUACCGAUGCCUUCGUAGAGGUGAAGUUUGGAAACACAACAUUUAAAACUGAAGUCUACCCCAAGUCCCUGAACCCUCAGUGGAAUUCAGAGUGGUUUAAGUUUGAGGUGGAUGAUGAGGAUCUGCAGGACGAGCCAUUGCAGAUAACAGUUCUUGACCAUGACACGUACAGCGCUAAUGAUGCCAUAGGAAAGGUGUACAUUGACAUUGAUCCACUACUUUGCAGUGAAGCUGCUACUGUCAUCUCCGGUUGGCUUCCCAUCUAUGACACUAUACAUGGUAUAAGAGGGGAAAUCAAUGUGCUGGUGAAGGUUGAUCUCUUCAAUGAUCUGAACCGCUUUAGGCAGUCGUCAUGUGGGAUUAAAUUCUUCUGUACAACCUCUGUUCCCCGAUGUUACCGGGCUGUAAGUCAUGGCUUUGUAGAGGAGCUUGUGGUUAAUGAGGAUCCAGAGUACCAGUGGAUCGACCGCAUCAGAACUCCUCGUGCAUCUAAUGAGGCCCGACAGAGACUAAUCUUUCUCAUGUCAGGUGAACUGCAGAGAAAGAUUGGUCUGAAGGUGCUGGAGAUGGGAGGGAACGCAGUGGUGGGGUACCUGCAAUGCUUUGAUCUGGAAGGAGAAUCGGGCCUCGUGGUCCGUGCCAUCGGGACAGCCUGCACACUGGAGAAAAUCAGCACACUUCCUUCCACGGCCAUACAACCCAGUAACUCUUCUCCUUCAAAAGACAUAAAAGAGCCAGUUUUUGGGGAGGAGGCCCCAGGUGUCCCGUUAUCCUCAGGACCCCCCACACCUCUGAGAGCACAAACCUUCUCCUCCUUCUCCCCCUCCAAGUCCUACAGCCGCCAGUCCUCCUCCUCCGACACCGAGCUCAGCCUCACCCCCAAAACCGGAAUGGGCAGUGGGGGCAGCGCAGGGAAGGAGGCGGGGCCUCUUAAAGCUCUUCUGCGUCAGCAGACCCAAUCAGCACUGGAGCAGAGAGAAUACCCUUUCUUCACUUUGACCUCCUUCCCUCCUGGAUUUCUCCUUCACGUAGGGGGUGUGGUCAGUGCCCGCUCAGUGAAGCUUCUAGAUCGAAUCCAUAACCCAGAUGAGCCGGAGACACGAGACGCUUGGUGGGAGGAGAUCCGUCAGGAAAUUAAGUCUCACGUCAAAGCUCUGGGCUGCCACGCUGUGGUGGGGUACAGCGAAUCCACCAGCAUCUGUGAGGAGGUCUGCAUUCUGUCUGCAUCCGGCACAGCGGCGAUCCUCAGCUCCCGUUUCAUGCAGGACACCUCGCUGGACGUGGAACACAGGUUGUCACGGCAACCGGUUGUCUUUACUUCAGGGGCAGACAGGGUCGAGGGGGAUAUGGGUAGUUCAGCAUCACUAGGAUUUGAGGAGGUGGCGCCCCCUGGCUGUGGUUUCUGCCACAUACCAUAUGAUGAGUUGAAUAUACCGUUUCCGGCUCAACUCACCUAUUGCUACUGUUGUCGCCGCAACAAGGUGCCUGACGUCCUCUUCACCACGAUCGACUUGCCCACCGAAGCCAAUGUCACUGGAAAGGGCUGCCUGAUUCAGGCCAGGUUGUGUCGGACUAAAAAGAAAGGCCAGGGAGAGGGGAACGCCACAGCUAUCAGCAAUCUGCUGCCCUUUCUGGAGUACGAGCUCCACACACAGCUGAUGAACAAGCUGAAGCUACGUGGCAUGAACGCUCUGUUUGGUCUGCGCAUCCAGAUCAGCGUGGGAGAGACCAUGCUGCUGGGACUGGCGUCUGCCACGGGAGUCUAUCUAACAGCGUUACCCAGUCCUGGAGGAAUCCAAGUAGCGGGAAAAACUCCCAGUGACAUCACAUAUGAACAGCACAUCUCCAAUAUGCAGAAGAAAAUAAAUGACACAAUAGCGAAAAACAAAGAACUAUUUGAUGUCAACCAACCUGAGGUUGUUGAAGAAAUAAUUGGUUCACCAAUCCCUGAACCCCGUCAGAGGUCCCGUCUCUUCCGCUCUCACUCAGAGAGUUCAGACGAUGUGUCAGAACUGGACUUGUCUCAUGGGAAAAAGGACACUUUCGUACUGGAGAUUGAUGACACGGAUGCUGUGGAAGAUAUACACGCACUUUUGACUGAUUCUCCCACCCCAAAAGGAUUUUACAGCUGUAACACUGAAAUCAUGCCUGGAAUUCAAAACUGGACUUCAGCUAUACAGAUGUUUACCUCUGUGAGGGUUUUCCGCCUCAACAAUGCCAAUCUGACCAAUCAGGGUCUGAACAAGAUUUUCACCGACCUCUGUGAGAACCUGCUUAAGAGUUUCUACUUUAAGCUGCGGUCGAUGACCCCCUGCUGUCUUUGUCACCUGAACUUCACUGUGGCUAUACCUGAAGAUGAACUCAUACAGUUGGCGGUGACCGCUGUGGCGAUGAGCUUCGACAAAGAUCAGGCUCUGGAGAAUGGCAGGCACGGUGGGGAAAAGACACAGAUAAAGGCGAUACACGAAAAUGACGAGCAGCUUCAAUUCAAUCUGGAGCUCAAUCCUGACUCCACCAAAGGUCUAGCAGAUGUCUCCGGCAGCCACCCAUCAGCCAAAGACAGAUGCAGUUCCUGGAUAGAGCAGCUUAGACUGAAAGCUCACACCAUGAGACGCGGAUCAAUUAAAACAACAUCAUCUAUGGACAAGAACAGCCCGUUGCCGGAGGGGCGCUCUCGUUCGCUGCGCUCGAAUCGUUCCUACUCUGGCGGAUCUGUCGCUGUGGUGAAAAUGACUCCGCUGUCGUUCAUUCCUGGAGCAAAGAUCAUCAAAUACCUCGGCAUCAUCAACAUGUUCUUCAUCAGAGAGACCACCUCACUUCGAGAGGAGGGAGGUGUGAGUGGGUUUCUCCAUACGUUCAUAGCUGAAGUAUUCGCAAUGGUUCGCGCCCACGUCGCUGCUCUCGGAGGAAACGCUGUAGUUUCUUACAACAUGAAAGAGUGUGUGUUUAUGGAGAACCCUAACAAGAACCAGGCGCAGUGUCUCAUCAACGUCAGCGGGGACGCUGUUAUCUUUGUUCAGGAAUCUGAACUCGAGGCGAAUUCUGUACAAUCACAGUCGGCUACCACACAGACCUCCAAUGGUGGGGAAGGAACGUGAAGUCUCAAAAACACAAACUCUUCCGUGCACUAGUCAUAACCUGAACCCUGCCAUCUUAAGCAGUUUCAUGUUAAAACUGCUGUACCGAAUCAAGUUUCCAAACAUGAGCAAUAAUCUAGAUGUUUAAAAUCUUUUUAAAUGCUAGACUUUUUUGGGACAUGUUAUAUUUAACCCCUUCAAAUGAUAAAAUAAAGUGAGAUUUUAUUUUCAAAUAACCAUUUUAAAUCCCCCCUAACAGAAGCCUUUCAGAAAGGACGUCAUUUUAUAUUUGUUGGUCACAUUCCAAUUUGCCCGUGUGCGGUUGAGGCAGUUUAGCAAUCCAAAAGGUUUAUAAAAUGCAGUUGCAUUCAUGAAGAGCAUGUAAACGUGUCAACAUCUCUCUAAUUAAUUGUGUUUUUGUAAAGGUAUGAACUACUGAUGCACUCGUACAAACAUCCAGUACCCGCCAUACUGGUUUCAAGUUGGACCUGUCACGUCCUACUGAUCUCUAAAAAUCAUGUCAAGUGCUGGAAAUGUUUGUUUGCGUUCGUGUGCCACAACAUUUGUUUUUUUCAGUCGAAAUGUUUGAAUCAGACUUGUCCAUUUUUUGCAUGGGAAAUGCCAGUUAAUUAUUAAAAGAAGAAGAUGUCUUUUAUUGUUCGUCAUGAACUGCUCAUGGGACACUUGAAUGUACAGAUGACAUAUAUAGAGAGCAGACUAACGUCUGGAUCUGGUGGACAUCUUGUUGAAUCCUCUGUUCAUGUGCGGACUGAGGUUUAUUGCUGUUAUUUUGUAAAUGCGUUUGCCUGGGGACAAAUCAAACGUGUACACUGAGAAGAUAUAAAGGAAUAAAAUUCUUAUGGCUCUGG
Molecule: messenger RNA, 4254 nt
Organism: Triplophysa dalaica
Lineage: Eukaryota; Metazoa; Chordata; Actinopteri; Cypriniformes; Nemacheilidae
Gene: c2cd5
Product: C2 calcium dependent domain containing 5
Biological process (GO): positive regulation of D-glucose transmembrane transport; protein localization to plasma membrane; positive regulation of vesicle fusion
Cellular component (GO): plasma membrane
Molecular function (GO): calcium ion binding; calcium-dependent phospholipid binding
Source: RefSeq, a predicted model, not a curated record